Messenger RNA from Camellia sinensis, 2426 nucleotides. NCBI's taxonomy places the organism in Eukaryota, Viridiplantae, Streptophyta, Magnoliopsida, Ericales, Theaceae. The record is from RefSeq and is a predicted model, not a curated record.
AUAGUUGCUAUUAAGCAAACAAGAGAGGGGGAAGAGAGAGGGUUAGAAAGGGAGACUAGGCAACUUCUCUUCUAACUUGAACGAUGCUCUCUCUUCGGUGGCAAGACUAGUUCGGCGGCGGCGACGACGAUCGAUGGUUCAAAGGGGAAGGGUUUCAUUCUUCUCUUCGCUUCGAUCUGGAAAAAAUCUCAGUUCGAUUCUUGAGAGUCUUGCCUGGCCUCUGAGACCGACCAUUUACUUGUAGAUACUAUGUUGAGUAACAAGGAGGGAGAGUCUUCUCUUUCAGAAUCCAAGUGGUUAGAACAUGAUGAAUCUUUGGCUGUUUGGGUCAAGUGUAGAGGGAAGUGGCAAGCAACAAUCAAAUGUGCAAGGGCAGACUGGCCAUUGUCGACAGUGAAAGCAAAACCAACUCAUGACAGGAAAAAAGUAUCUUGUGAUAUUUUUUCCACGCAAAAGAAAUUACUCUUGGGCAGAUGUGCUACUUGUCCGCCCAAUUAAUGAAUUUCCAGAGCCCAUUGCAUAUAGGACACAAAGUUGGAAUGAAAAUGGUGAAAGAUUUGACUCUUGCCCUGUUAGCAUGCUAAAUAUUAUUGACCAAUUACAUACCAAGGCUCUGUCAGAGACUGCUCACAGCGUGAUGGUUUGGAAGGAAUUUGCAAUGGAGGCUUCUCACUGCAAGGGUUAUUCUGAACUUGGAAGGAUGCUUUUGAAACUUCAUAAUUCAUUGGAAUGGAAUGAGGAACAAACUGAAGAACAAGGGGGAGCUGAAUCACCUCCUGUUGUUGCUAAUGAUCCUUGUGCACAAAGUUCCGAAAAGAAAGAGGAUAAUCCAGUUAAUGGUACUGAAGAAAGUGAAUGGGGCAGACUUCUGUGACUAAGGUAAGGAGUAAAUUCUUGUGGCGACUUGUUCAUAGUUUCAUUGAGCAUCACUGUUCUAGAAUACAUUAUAUGACCCGUAUCACUUUAGAAUCUGAUGUCACAUUUAUAGCUAGUACAAAACAUUCUCAACUAUUAACCACUUAAUUAACUUAGGCAUUCACAUAUGAGAGGAAUAACAAACAUGUAUAUGCAAAAUUCAAAGUUAUACCUAGGGUACAGACAUACCGAUGGGCCCAAAAAAAAAAAAAAAUACAGCUAUGCCACCUUAAUGCAAUAGCAAUUGGAAUGAUUUGAAUUGUUGAUGAAAGAAAGAAAAUAGGCAACAUAAUGCAUUCUAGUGGUUUGUGAUGUUCCUAAUCCAACUUCUGUGAGAGUGUCCCACUGUAAUUUCCUUUCUGGAUAUUGCUUAUCAUAUUGAACCACAGGAGAGUACAAUUACCUCAUUAUGUGUUUUAUGUAGCAAUUCCUGUACUCCCAGUCAACUGAAUCACCUCCUGUUGUAUGCUGCUAAAUAUUUGCUACGUCUUUGACAAAUAAGUAUGCCUUCAAUAUUGACUGCCCAACAAAAGAGACAUAUUCUUCAGAUUUACAUGAGUUUAAUACUUAGUAGGCACAGAAUAUACCAUAUAUAUCAAAUUAUGAAUGUCUUCAAAAGCCGUGUAUAUGUGUGUUUAACCUGUGCAAAUAUGGUAGUUUGAGUGUAGAACUAAAAUUGUAUACUAAAGAAAAUAAUAUUUUAUUUAUUUAUGCGUUUUUAUUGAGAACCCUUAUGAAGAUUUAAAUGAUUUAAAAUAAAAAUAUAUUUUAAAAUGCUCAAUCAUGCAUUCAACUCAAGUAAUUAAAUAUGAUAAAAAUGAAAAGUAUAGAAAGUGAAGUGAAAUAAAAAAAAAUAAAAAAUUAAUUUACCAUAUGCAUUUGGGUAAGAUGAGAAUUUAGGAUUUUUUUUUUUUAUUUAUAAUUAUGAAAUUGCCGUUAACUUGUUUACUUGAAUUACACAUUAUUUAUCAACUUUGACAUCUUCAUUAAAUCAUUCAUCAUACAUCGAUCGAAUAUGAAAUAUUAGAAUGAUAUAUAAUGAAUGAAUUAGGCUAUUAUUAUUGAUUUACGCUUGUUGAGUCAUGUCGGUAAACAAAUUGUUGGGCCAAUAAGCUAAGUAGUGAGAAAUGAUAUUAGAGCUCUGAUUGUUUAGAAAGUGAGAUCAUAAGUUGGUUUAUGGGCAGAAUUGGGUCACUAAUUUAGAAAUUAAUUAAAAAUAUUGAGUUAAAUUUAGCACAAGAUUUGAUUGGAUUUUUUUUUUGAUAAUAAAUUUAGCUCCCUGAAAGAGAUGAGUAUUUGUGAACUCUAAGACCUCAUUUGAGAAGAUAAGUUUUUGGCCAAAAAAUUAUUGUAAAUUGUCAUAUUAUUUUUUUUAAAUAUUUUUUUCAUGUUUUUUGGUAAAAAAUUAGUCAUUUUGGUUUAAUUUCUGAAAUAAAUUUUUGAAAAGUAAAUCAAAGAAAGUGAAAGAUCAAUUCCUAAACCUCUAAAUCAUUUUUUAAUUUUGACAAGGG